Molecule: messenger RNA, 8395 nt
Organism: Conger conger (European conger)
Lineage: Eukaryota; Metazoa; Chordata; Actinopteri; Anguilliformes; Congridae
Gene: dock8
Product: dedicator of cytokinesis 8
Exons: 48
Coding region: 123-6380 (2085 amino acids)
Biological process (GO): positive regulation of T cell migration; positive regulation of GTPase activity; small GTPase-mediated signal transduction
Cellular component (GO): cell leading edge
Molecular function (GO): guanyl-nucleotide exchange factor activity
Source: RefSeq, a predicted model, not a curated record
AACCGCUGCCAGUAGAGGGGAUGAGGCUCGUGCUGACAUCUGCUGCUCGAUAGCUGGAGCAGAAGUUGCUACACUUAGUGGAUGCCUUCUCCGCGGCCGCAGUAAAACUGGAAUAAACUUCCAUGGCGACUCUGCCGGCAGCGGAUAGGAGAGCGUUCGCUCUGAAAAUCAACAGACAUUCCUCAGCAGAAAUCCGGCGGCACUUCAGCGGGACCUAUGCCUCUCCACAGAACACCCUCCACCAGCGUCACAGCUCCAGCAACUCCGGAUCCUUCAUCUUCAACAUUCCCCAGUUCUACGACGCGGUGGAGCCCCUGGACCUGGAGGACUUCCUGAUGACGCAGCUUCAGAGCGGAGACUCCGCCCUCAUGCAGGAGCUGGGUGAUUUCCCCGACGACCAGCUUGAGGUGGAGCUCCUGGAGAGGGAGUGUCGGACGGUACAGCACUCCCAACCUGAGAAAGGGGUGGAGCUGGACCCUCAUGUCAGAGACUGUGUGGAGAGCUACACUCAGCCCUGGCUGGUUGUCAACAGGAGGUGCCAGGGAGACGGUUGGGGCGCUUACUCCGACAGGGCGGGGCUGCACAAGCUGCUGCAGAAGCAGACCUUCGAGUCCGACAUCCAACCAGAGAAGCAGGAGACGCCGGUGAAGUCGCCCUCCCUGGCGGUGCUGUGCGAUGACUCCUCCCGCACGCUGACGUCGUCCGACUUUGACCUGCGUGGCCUGCAGCCGGACGCCCGCGUGGAGAGCCUGCUGCGCUUCAGCAACCCCGACGACCUGGACCGCUUCAACCAGGAGACCCGCAACUCCAACCGCCACCCCGAGAUCUACGCCCUGUAUCCGCCCGUGGAGGAGGACGACGCUGUGGAAAUUCGGCCAAUCCCAGACUGUCCUAAGGAGCACAUCGGCCACAGGAUCCUCGUCAGGUGCCAAGCCAUAAAGUUUGAGAUUGAUAUAGAGCCUCUCUUUGCGACCCUGGCGCUGUACGAUUUGAAAGAGAAGAAGAAGAUCUCCGAGAACUUCUACUGCGACCUGAACUCGGACCAGAUGAAGGGGUACCUGCGCUCCCACACCCCUCAAAUAGACUCCUCCACCAUCUCCCGAGCGGCCAUUUUCUCCAUAACCUACCCCUCCCCCGACAUUUACCUGGUCAUCAAGAUUGAGAAGGUCCUGCAGCAGGGGGAGAUUGCGGACUGCGCUGAGCCCUACAUGGUGAUGAAGGAGAGUGACGCCGCUAAGAACAAAGAUAAGUUGGAUAAGUUGCGCAGUCAGACCGAGUCGUUCUGCAACAGACUGGGUCGGUACCGAAUGCCCCUGGCCUGGGCCACCGUCAACAUCAUGAACGUCAUCAGUACGGCUACUCUGGACCGAGACACCUCUGACACCGACAGCAUCAACGGGCGUGGCAACAUGGAGAGGCGGGGCCUCAUGCAAAGGAGGAACUCGGAUCGGUUCAGCUCUCUGGAGGACCAGUACAACCUGUCCGGAUUCAAACCCGCAACCAUCACCAUCAGCACCUUCUGCAAACAGGAGGGAGACCGUCUCAGCGAUGAAGACUUGUUCAAGUUCCUGGGCGACAUCAAGAGGUACUCCUCUCUGCAGAGAAGAAUAAAGACCAUAACAGGCACCAUUAAACUGGACCUGUCUCCCGCCCCGGACAUCCUCCCGGCCUGUUUGUCCACGGAGCUCAUCCCUGUCAGACCAGUGGCGGAGAAGAACCUGCGGCCCAUCAAAGAGGUGCUGGAGUUCCCCUCUCGCGAAGUGCACGUCCCGCACAGCAUCUACAGGAACUUUCUCUACGUUUAUCCGCAAAGACUGAACUUCGUGAACAGGCUGACGUCAGCCCGGAACAUCACCAUCAAAAUCCAGUUCAUGUGCGGCGAGGAUCCCAGCUGUGCCCUCCCGGUCAUUUUUGGAAAAUCGAAUGGCCCAGAAUUCUUGCACGAAGUGUACUCGCCCAUCACAUACCAUAACAAGUCUCCAGACUUCUAUGAGGAGGUGAAGAUCCAGCUCCCAGCCAAGCUGACAGACAAACACCACCUGCUCUUCACCUUUUAUCACAUCAGCUGCCAGUCCAAGCAGAAUCAGGCUGGCAACGUGGAGAAUCUCAUCGGCUACACUUGGCUCCCCAUGGUGAACAACGAGCAGCUUCAGACGGGACAUUUCUGCCUCCCCAUCGCCCUGGACCGGCUACCACAGCAGUACUCUUUCCAGUCACCAGAGAAGGUGUCCCCACAGACAGGAGUGAAGUGGAUGGAGAGUCAUAAGGGCGUGUUUAACCUGGAGCUGCAGCCUGUGUCGUCUGUACACACGGAGGACAAGCACCUGCAGCGCUUCUUCACGCUGUGCCACGCCCUGGGCGGUCAGGUGACCUUCCCCAUCCGCGUGCAGGACGAGAAGGUGCCGGAAGCCAAGCUGGAGCACGAGCUGAAGCUGAGCAUCAUCUCGCUGUCCUCGUCCUGCCUGGAGCCGCUGGUGCUGUUCCUGCACCAGGUCCUGGACAAGCUCUUCAGACUCAUCCUGCAGCCCAUGGUCAUCGCCGGGCAGACCGCUAACCUGGCACAGAUCGCGUUUGAAUCCGUGGUGUCGAUAGUCAACAGUCUCCACAACAGCCAGGAGCUGGCCAAGGACCAGCAAGGAAGGAACUGUCUCCUAGCAACUUACCUCUACUAUGUGUUCCGUCUGCCAGACACCCUACAUGUGACCCAGAGUGCAGGCUCAGGGACCCUGCCGGCUCCAGAUGUGCGUUAUAACACAGUGGGCCGGUCGUCGGCGGCAACGGUGGGGAGCAGGCUGCUGAUGUCACGCCACCGCAGCAGCAGCAACCCCGAUAUCCCCGUCCCCCAAAACGCCGAUGACGAGGUCGACAGCAUCCUGUCCAGCAAGUCCGCCAAUCACCAGAGCAACCGCAUGUCCACUUUACCUGACCUCACCAACUAUUUCCAAAAUGCAAGAACUGGAAAUAAAAAGCAGUUCCAUGAGGAGCUGGCUCUACAGAUGGUGGUCAGCACUGGUGUGUGUCGGGAGAAUACCUACAAAUACGCCUGGUUCUUCUUUGAGCUGCUGGUGAAGAGCAUGGCUCAGUUUGUCUCUCUCCUGGAGAAGCACGGUGUCCCCCGUAAGGGCCGGUUCUCAGACCGUUUCAAAGAUGACAUCACCACCAUCGUGAGCGUGGUGACCGCGGAGAUCGGAACCAUUCUGGUCAAGCAGAAGGAAAUAGAGCAGGCAGAAAAGGUCAACAUCAGCCUGGCCUUCUUCCUGUACGACCUGCUGUCACUCAUGGACCGAGGGUUCGUGUUCCAGCUGGUGAAGAACUACUGCAACCAGAUGUCGGCGAAGAGCGUGUCGAUGCCCACCCUGAUCACCAUGCGUCUGGAGUUCCUGAGGAUCCUGUGUAGUCACGAGCAUUACCUGAACCUCAGCCUCUAUUUCACCAACCCCGCCUCCGCCCCCGCCUCGCCCUGUCCGUCAGUGUCCUCACAGGCCUCCAGUUCCUGUUCCAGUUUCCAGGACCCUAAGAUCUGCGGCAUGUUUGAGCUCUCUCCUGAGUUUAAGCAGCAGCACUACCUGACCGGCCUGCUGCUGACCGAGCUCAGUGCUGCGCUCGACAUGGAGUCUGAGGGGGGGAAGGUGCAGCGGAAGGCCAUUAACGCCACACACAGCCUCCUGUCCGCCCACGACCUGGACCACCGCUGCACACGGCCCGACGUGCGGGCCAGGAUCGCCGCUCUCUACCUCCCCCUGGUGGGCAUCAUCAUCGACUCCCUCAACCACCUGGACUUCACCGUGGGCGGCGGGAAAGGGAAAGCGGGCGGGCCGGAAGAGGAACUGGAAAACGUCACUCCCAUCAAUCAGUCUGUCGCCAUGGCGAUUGCGGGCAACCCCUUCAACACGUUGGCGAGAAAUGCCCUGGCGUCCAUGGCCUCCGUGCAGUCUGGUAAGAGCAGUGCGACACUGAGCGCGGAGACCAGCAGGAACCUGCUCCUCUGCUUCCUGUGGGUGAUGAAGAACGUGGACCAGGGUCUGAUCCAGAAGUGGACCCUGGACAUGCCCGCCUCCCAGCUCAACCGCCUGCUGGAGCUGCUCACCAUCUGCGCCUCCUGCUUCGAGUACCGGGGGAAGCAGAGCUCGGAUAAAGUGAGCACACAGGCACUGCAGAAGUCCCAGCAGGCCAAAGCUCGCCUGGAGGAGGCGCUGUUGGGCGGGAUGGGAGCUCGCGGGGAGAUGAUGAAGAGAGUGGGAGGUAAUGACCGAACUAUCGGUCAGAGGGAGAACCUGCGAUGGAGGAAAGACCUCACCCAGUGGCGACAGACCAAUGACAAGCACGACAAAACGAAGGCGGAGCUUGACCAGGAAGCCCUCGUCAGCGGGAAUCUGGCCACAGAGGCUAACCUCAUCGUUCUGGACCUGCUGGAGACCAUCAUACAGGGCGUGUCUCUGGCGGACUGUAAGGAUAACGUUGUGGGCGGAGUUCUGCGGGUGCUGCUGCACUCUCUCUCCUGCAACCAGAGCACCAGCUUCCUGUCUCACUGCUUCAGCUCUCUCAGAGCGCUCAUCGUCAAGUUUGGGGACCUGCUGUUCGAGGAGGAGGCGGAGCAGUGCGCUGACCUGUGUCAGAAGGUCCUGCAGUACUGCAGCAGCUGUGUGGACAGCAACCGCAGCCAGGCCUGUGCUACGCUCUACCUCAUCAUGAGAUACAGCUACAGCUCCGCUAGCAACUUCUCGCGGGUGAAGAUGCAGGUCACCAUGUCUCUGGCGUCUCUGGUGGGGAAGUCGUCUGAUUUCCAUGAGGAGUACCUGCGCCGCUCCCUCCGAACCAUCCUGGCCUACGCUGAGGAGGACACGGAGAUGCAGCCCACCCAGCUGCCCUCUCAGGUGGACGAGUUGCUCCGGAACCUGAACAGCAUCUUGUCAGACACAGUGAAGAUGAGGGAGUUCCAGGAGGACCCCGAGAUGCUGAUGGACCUCAUGUACAGAAUAGCAAAGGGGUACCAGACGUCUCCGGACCUGCGGCUGACCUGGCUCCAGAACAUGGCAGAGAAGCACAACACCAGGAAGUGCUACACGGAGUCGGCCAUGUGCCUGGUGCACGCUGCCGCCCUGGUGGCCGAAUACCUGAGCAUGCUGGAGGACCACAGCUACCUGCCCGUGGGCAGUGUGACCUUUCAGAAUAUCUCAUCCAACGUGCUGGAGGAGUCUGCGGUGUCAGAUGACAUCCUGUCUCCAGACGAGGACGGCGUGUGUUCGGGGCGCUACUUCACGGAGAACGGGCUGGUGGGGCUGCUGGAGCAGGCGGCCGAGCUUUUCAGCAACGGCCAGCUGUACGAAAUGGUGAACGAGGUUUAUAAAAUCAUCAUUCCCAUCAUGGAGGCUCACAGAGACUUCCGGAAGCUGGCUUCCACACAUGACAAGCUCCAGAGAGCCUUUGAGAGCAUCAAUCUGAAGGGACACAAGCGCAUGUUCGGAACGUACUUCCGGGUCGGUUUCUAUGGCUCUAAGUUUGGAGACCUGGACGAGCGGGAAUUUAUCUACAAGGAACCCGGGAUAACCCACCUUCCAGAAAUCUCUCACCGACUAGAGGGCUUCUACAGCCAGUGUUUUGGCGAAGACGUGCUCGAGAUGAUCAAGGACUCCACUCCCGUGGACAGGAAGAAGCUGAACCCAAACAAGGCCUACAUCCAGAUAACCUACGUUGAGCCCUACUUUGACGACUACGAGAUGAAGGACCGGCUGACCAACUUUGAGAAGAGCUUCAACCUGCGGCGCUUCAUGUACACCACGCCCUUCACCAAGAGCGGCCGCCCGCGGGGGGAACUGAGCGAGCAGUACAAGAGGAAGACCAUCCUCACCACCAUGCACGCCUUCCCCUACAUCAAAACCCGCAUCAACGUCAUCCAGAAGGAGGAGUUCGACCUGACGCCCAUAGAGGUCGCCAUCGAGGACAUGCAGAAGAAGACCAGGGAGCUCGCCGUGGCAACGCACCGCGAGCAGCCCGACGCCAAGAUGCUGCAGAUGCUGCUGCAGGGGUCUGUGGGGGCCACUGUCAAUCAGGGACCGCUGGAGGUGGCCCAGGUUUUCCUGAACGAGAUUCCCGCAGACCCGAGACUGUUCCGCCAUCACAACAAGCUGCGUCUCUGCUUCAAAGAGUUCAUCACGCGGUGCGGGGAGGCGGUGGAGAAGAACAAGCACCUGAUCGCGGCCGACCAGAAGGAGUACCAGCAGGAGCUAAAGAAGAACUACAACAAGCUGAGAGAGAACCUCAGGCCCAUGCUGGAGAGGAAGAUCCCUGACCUGUACCGGCCAAUCAUCAAGCCCCGCAUCGAGAGCAGGGAUUCCUUCAAGAGGCUGAGUUUCAGACGAGCUGCAGAUGAAAAUUCCUGAGGUACCCCCCUCCCCUGACGCAGACGGAGGCUCCCUGCUGCAAAUAAGACAGAAGAGAGGAGAAGGGGAGAGCGAGAGAAGAGAGGAUGAGAGAGGAGAGAGGUGGUCUUUUAUUGGGCGAAGGCUGGAGUCUGAGACAAGGCCUGUGUCUGAGGGCCUGACCUCCACAUUUGAGCAUGGGUGCUGAUCUCAGAACAAAAGAUGAACUCCACAAUUCAUGUUUCUGCUACUCAACUCAAUGGAAACAUCAGGACUAAAUUAACUGCAUUUCAGUGUAUGCCAAUCACUGAUAUGGUGCAAAAAAGUGUCCACAUUCAUGCAGACAUUCUAGAAACUUCUUUAUCAAGUACAGAGGUUAUAGUAGGUUUAAGAUGGUCAGAUACUGAACAUUGUUUGUCCAAUUUUACACUCCUCUCGAGUUGAGUCAUUUCUGUAAUACACACAGGCGCAUGCACAAUCACACACACACACACACACACUCACUUGAGAUAGACAGAUAAGUGGUCUAAUAUAAUGAUUGCCCUAAUAUACCUUUAACAGUAGAAGUCCCCUGUGUAGACUCAGCACACAAACUGUCCUUUCUAACUGUUCCCUUAUAACGCAAAACAUGGUGUCUAUGAACGACACGUGCAAAGAGCAGUUUGAGCUGUCAGAAUCUUAUUUACAAAUAAACGACACUUUCAAUAGCGCAGAGAGCGUUCCUGUCAUGCGCAAACUUCUCUGCUCAGAGUAUGAGAACCGAACAGUUCAGGAAAACAACAAGAUGAUCAACAGUAUGUGGUAUCCUUUAGUCAAAUUCAAUUAGAUGUGCACAAUCGUAAGAGGAUAUUAUUUAUUUUUGGUGGUUUGUUCGCACAAGUCUGGUUUACAUUUCUCUACACACAGGAAAAGCUGCAAAGAAAUGAGAAACGAAUCGCUACGGUACAUUCAUUCCCUGAUCCCUGUUUUUUUGGUUUUCUCCUCCGACAAAGCGUGCCUUAUGGGGCGAACGCACCACAGACAUAGACGUAGAAAUGGGGGCCAGACCCCAAAACAUCUUGAGCGUUUCUGUGCCCGGACGCGUGCAGGCUGAGUGGGAAAGGCUGCUGGGUUUGUUCACAGCGGGCUCCGUUCCGUGCGUCUACGCUCCUGCUAGAGCCGCCCUGUUCUGUGUCUGGAGCUCUGACUCUCAUUGGAGAAGGCAAUGCUUGUUACAGAUGAAAACGAAGCGACUGAGGAGGGCAAUAAUGGUUUACAGAAGUUCCCAAAUUGAUUUUACUCCCCCCCCCCCCCCCCUCCUUAUUUUUCCACAACCCAAUUUCAGAAAGGUGGCCAUUUGGAGUGGCAGGCUUCCAAAAACUGUGCAUUUGAAACAAUGGUUGCGCUUUCGUUCGUACAAAAUUAAGGGUGAUGAGGUGUGACUGAAUCUUUCUAAUAGCUGUGCAUGAACAGAAUUUUUUGAUGUGGGAAACAUAUGCUGGAAAUAUACCAGGAGUAAUGCAAGGCCCCUGCAUGACUUGCCAAAUUUGAAACACAUGGAAUUAUGAAUAUUGUAAUUUUGAGUUUACAGUCAGACAGUUUUUUCCACCCGGAUCCAGCUGUACACACAAUAAGCCUAUACCAGGUCCAACUAAUUGACAUAUUUCAGUUUAAAUUUUUAUUUUUUACUGAGGUCAGUAAAAUAUUAUUUUUGUCCAGACUGAACAAAUGUACAUUUUAAGGUAUGAAAAAGCGUAGAAUUCUGUAACACAAGUGAGAGAGAUAAGGACAUGCACGUGUACAUUAAUUUUUGUUAACUUAUGGAUCCAGUAUAUGAACAUAUCAUAGUCUGUUACAACACAUUUAGCUGCUUUUCAUAAGACGAGAUGUAAGAGUGUAAAGGUAUAAGCACUGGAAUCUAUUUUGACAAGAUUUUAUUUUUUACAUUAAUAUAGGAUAACGUAUAAUUUGUUCAUAAAGACGAUGUGGAGUGAUUUAACAACCAUGUUGAAAUUUCAAUGUGACGCACUUGAAUCUAAUAAAUGUAUGUAAAAUUG